AUGCCUGAAAUCAAUAGACGAACUUAUGGAAGAAUAUCAGGAUUCCGCAAAGUGGCACUUCCAGCGCAAAACAACGAGGGUGACCUGAUUUCUUUCAAGAAUGAAUCAGAAAUAGACGAAACAACGGAAGAAAUGAACGAGAAAGAUAAGAAUGUUUGUGAAAGAAAUACUCAAGAUGAGAAAGAUUUAGAAGCCGAAGCUCCUGUUGAGGCUGAAAAUAACGAAUGUAAUUUGAAGAAGGAAACUGUUGAUUAUGAAGGAAUUGAAAACGAUGAGGCACUCAGUGAAUUCGUACUUGAGACGGAGCCUUGUCUCUCUCAGGAUAUUCCGGCGAAUUCUACCCAAGAUGAGGAUGUUGUUAUGGAAGACCAGAAGGAAUAUCAUGUUGAAGACGUUUAUCAUGAAGAAGUUACUCAAGUUGAAGAUGUUCCAAAGGAAGAAUCUUCUCAAGUUGAGGAUAUUUCGAAAGAUUUAUCUACUCAAGUUGAGGAGGUUUCAGAAGAAGGAUCUACUCAAGUUGAAAAUGUUUUGGAAGAAAAAUCCACUCAAGUUGAAAAUGUUCUUAAAGAAGAAUUUCAAGUGGAAGACAUUGUGCAUGGAGAAUCUACUCAAGUCGAGGCUGAGGAAUCUAGUGAUUCUUUAGAAGUUGAGCACUCAAAUAACGAAAAUACUAUUCAGGAACCUACCGGCAUUAAUGACUCUGUGAUCGACUCAGAAAUGACCACAGAAUUACAUGAACAUGACCAAGUCAUUUUAGAAGACGAAUUGAUGGAAGAUGCAAGCGAUGACCCCGUUAUCGUCUGCUAAACCGAGAGCUGUGAUAUAGAAAAUGACAACGUUGAACAAUCCGACGAUAUAUCUACACCCGUUAAUAAAACCGACGGUUGCUCCAAAAAUAAUGAUAUGGAAACCGAUACGGUUAACUGCUGUAGGACUGAAAUUUCAGACGAAAACAUGAACCAAAUGCAAAAAUUGCAAGCUAGCCUCUGAUGAUUAUUAUUUUAUUUAUCUAUUCUGCGAUUUUUUCGGUUUCUAAGCUUGUCACGUGAUCAAAUUUAUUCGGUGGUUGCAUGGCAAGAUUAGGACCGAAUCGAAUCGAAUUUUAAAUAAGCUAAUUUUUUUCCCUCGUUAGUUCCGAGAUUUUUUGCUAUUAAGAUCGAUUUUCCGCCGGACGGUUGACCUUAAUUUUGUUUUGUUUUUUUACCUGCUAAUUCUCGAUUCUUAUUCCCUGAUUUUUAAUUUAACUAUUCACGCGAUUGUACUUUUUUCGGUUUAACAAUUUUUAUUAUUAUUAUUCCUGUCGCUUAUCACUCUUAAUAUUAUUCUUAUUAUAAUUUU
This is a messenger RNA of Styela clava, 1338 nucleotides long. The record is from RefSeq and is a predicted model, not a curated record. NCBI's taxonomy places the organism in Eukaryota, Metazoa, Chordata, Ascidiacea, Stolidobranchia, Styelidae.